Mercenaria mercenaria is the source of this 4741-nucleotide messenger RNA. RefSeq names its product protein strawberry notch homolog 1-like. The transcript has 32 exons. Gene Ontology annotation, molecular function: chromatin DNA binding; histone binding; ubiquitin binding. The record is from RefSeq and is a predicted model, not a curated record. The coding region runs from base 100 to 4527 and encodes 1475 amino acids. Gene Ontology annotation, biological process: regulation of DNA-templated transcription. NCBI's taxonomy places the organism in Eukaryota, Metazoa, Mollusca, Bivalvia, Venerida, Veneridae. Gene Ontology annotation, cellular component: nucleus.
UAUUUUUACUUCCCUUGACGGCGGGAAGCUGAGAACUUUCUUAUUUUGAUGAGAGUAGAAUGGAGUAAAAUCUGUAAAUAACAAAAAAAAACAAAGACAAUGUCAGAAGAGAUAGCAGACAAGAUGCAAGAUGAAUCAGCAGCGUUGGAGGAUACUGUAAAAGUCAUUCCAGUAGUUGAUCAACCGCCUGAAAAACCUUUACCAAGUGUAAUAGACAUUACAGAUGCAGUUCUGACAGAGGUGUCACAAAAUAAAGUGACAGGUGCAUCAGAAAACACAAUGUCAGUUGAAAAUGUGAUAACCAACAAAAUAGAACAUCAAGUAAAGAUGUCUAACAGUGAAAUAUUCGAUAGAAAAAAUUUACCACAGAAAAGUUUAUCAGAUGUGAAUCAGGCACCCAGUCAAAUGUUAGCAAGGCUUGCUGUAGAGUUACAGAAACCGACAAGUUCUACGUUACAGGGAGCAUCAAGUGUAGCUGAAGUAGCGCAUAAUGCUUUUCUCGCCAGUCAGCCUGGACCACAUCCAAUUUUACAGCAGAUUCAAGACAUGUCUCAGAAAUAUGGUAAUCAAGAUGUUGUCUUAGUCAGUGACAAGGAGUUAUCUGCCCCUGUUGCUCCAGUUGAUGAAGAACUGGGUAGAUUGGCUCAAGAUGGUGUCAACGAAACCAUCAGUGCAGAAGUGUUUUCUGGAUAUCGACAUAGAGAAAUACUGCAAGGGUGCAAACCCCACCCGGGAGACAUUGUGGAGGCAGGACCUUUAGCUGCAAUUACGCCACCUGAUACCUACUACCCGCUGGACCAGUCGUUACCAAGGGAGGUAAUUGUAGAGGGCAAACUGAGCAGUCUCCAACUUGAGGGAGUUAUACAGGCUUGUCAGAGGCAUCAAAUGAUAUUGCCUAAUGGUCAGAGAGCUGGAUUUUUCAUCGGGGAUGCUGCUGGUGUAGGCAAAGGCAGACAGAUUGCCGGCGUAAUUCUUGACAACUUCGCUCGAGGAAGAACAAAGAGUAUUUGGUUCACAAUAUCAGCUGACCUUAUUGUUGAUACUAGAAGAGAUCUGAAUGACCUUGGUUGUUACAUUAAGGUGAUAGAUGGAUGUCAGGAACUGGAUAAACAUACAAGGGUAUUGGGCCUACCGGCUGAUUUCAGAGAAGGUGUGGUAUUUAGUACUUAUGCCACUCUUGUUUCAACUGUACAAAGUAGAGGAGCAUUCAGUUCAGGGAGACAGAGUCGCCUGCAGCAGUUGGUGGAUUGGUGUGGUGGUGAGGAGUUUGAUGGUUGCCUCGUGUUUGAUGAAUGUCAUAAAGCUAAAAACUUUGUUCCAGGAAAAGAGCAAGCAAGUACCAAGAUUGCACUGUCUGUUACCAGUAUACAGAGAAUGUUGCCAAAAGCUCGAGUAUUGUACUGCAGUGCUACAGGAGUGACAGAUGUAAAGAACAUGGCUUUUAUGGAAAGACUUGGUCUCUGGGGUGAAGGAGCUCCGUACAAGAAUUUUGAGCAGUUUCUUGUCUCUGUGCAGAAGAAAGGUUUAGGUAUGGCUGAGAUGUUGGCAAUGGAGAUGAAAUCAGCUGGAAUGUACGUGUCGAGAGGUCUAAGUUACAAGCAAGCUGAGUUUCUCACAAUAGAAGCUACACUGACGAAGGAGCAGGUGAAGAUGUAUGACACAGCAGUACAUGUCUGGAAUGAGUUGCGUAAAGCCCUGGAGUCAGCCAUCGGAAGGACAACCAACAACUACACAAGGCUGUGGGCCCAGUUCUGGUCCUGUCACCAGAGAUUUUUCAAGCAACUCUGUUUAGGUAUGAAGGUACCAACCAUAGUGAAAGAAGCGAAGGAGGCUAUCAAUGAUGGAUGUUGUAUUGUAAUAGGCCUUCAAACAACAGGAGAGGCAUCCCUUGAAAGUGAGCUGGACAAGUCUAGUGGAAGUGUGACAGGUUUCUUGUCCUUGUGUCGAGAAAUGUUAACACGCUUUGUUGAACAGUACUUCCCAACUCGAGUUGAUGCAGUAAAAGAAGGUGAAAUAAAAGAAGAUCCUUGGAGUGUGACAGCAAAGAAAAUGCUCCUGGAUUUUGCAAAGAAAAUUCCUCUACCUGACAGUCCAUUAGAUGAAAUCAUUGAUAAGCUUGGGGGUCCCAGGAAUGUGGCAGAGAUGACAGGGCGGAGGGGAAGAAUUGUGAGACCGUCAUCGACAGAGGCGCCAAGAUACGAGACCAGGACUGCAGAUAGUGAUGCUUAUGGUGCAAUAGAUAGUCUAAAUGUUCAGGAGAGAAACCUGUUUAUGGAAGGGAAGAAGCUUGUUGCUAUUAUAUCUGAUGCUGCUAGUACAGGAAUCUCUCUACAUGCUGAUCAGAGAGUUACUAACCAGAGAAGACGCGUUCACCUAACUGUAGAACUUCCAUGGAGUGCUGACAAGGCUGUACAACAGUUAGGCAGAUCACACAGGUCAAACCAGUCUAGCGGACCAUUGUACAAGCUUCUUACAACAGAUCUAGGUGGAGAGAGAAGAUUUGCAGCAGCAGUUGCAAGGCGGCUACAGUCUUUAGGUGCACUGACAAAAGGUGAUCGGCGAGCAGCCACUGGAGCAGAUUUGACAGAGUUUAACUUUGAUACACCGUAUGGUCGUAAUGCACUCAGGACUAUGUACAAUCAUAUCUGCCAUAAAAAGAUGGUACCUGGAUUGUCCUUGACAGUUCUGACACAGGGCAAAUAUGAUUUUGAAAUGUUCAACAGACAUAUGCAGGUGAGCCUGGUGUUGAUGGGACUAGUGGAUAUUGACAUGUUGAGAUCAGGGCCUGUAUUGAAGGAGAAAGAUACUGGAGAUGUCAGCAAAUUCCUCAACAGAAUUCUCGGACUGAGUGUAGAAAAACAGAACAUGAUAUUCACAUAUUUUACAGAGUGUAUGAAACUUGGUAUACAAAAUGCAAAGAAAGAAGGAAGGUAUAAUGAAGGAAUGCUGGACAUCACAGCAUCUUCUGUAGAGAUGGUUGGCAAACCGAAGGAAAUCUUCAAGGAGUACAACAAAGGCCAUACAUCCACUAGACUUGUAGAGUUAAACAUUGACAGAGGUAUGAGCUGGGAACAAGCUGUAGCAAGAGCAGACAACCACAGCCAGAAACAAGAUGGGUUUUAUAUCUCAAAGAGAGAUGUAUGGGGAAAGAAACUAUUCAUUCUAGCAACACAGAAGGAGAAUUCAUCUCACCUCUUCAGAAUUGCUAGACCUAACACUGGGUUAUCAUACUUUGAAGAGGAGAAAACAGAUUUGAUGCAGAGAUACUCUCGAAUAGAUCGAGCUGAUGCAGAGAAAGGCUGGAAAGAACUGUAUGAAAUAACGAAGACAAGUUGUGUUCAUGGUUCUCACUGUAAGAAUAGAGACUUCUGUAAAGUUGGAAGCAGAUGUUACAGUCUACAUCUGCUGUGUGGAAGUAUUGUAACCUUCAUGAAUAUUCUUGAAACUACCCUGAAUAGGAAUGCUACAAAGUUAAAUCUCAGUAAAUCAGAAUCGUCGAUAAGAGUUGUACGUGUGAAGUUGAAUGACGGUGAACGUGUUGUAGGGAUACGAUUCCCACAGCUCCUCAUUCCAGAGGUGGAGACGGCAUUAAAGGAACAGAGAUUUAUUGAGAAAGUUCAGCAAUCUCAACCACAAAUGUCCCAGUACUUGGCAUCAAGUCAAGGAGCUUAUAAUGGACUCUCCCAAACAUUCCUGAUGUCACAGAUUAUGAAUGGACAACCUCCUGGUGCAAGUGGACUCUUCCAAGGAAGUCAGUUAUCUCAGCAACCAAAUAGUACCCCUUCGUCACAAAAUGGACUAUCUCAGUCUUCAGGAGGACUGACCCAGUUACUGAAUAACCCUUCUGAAAAUUUGGACCAAUCCACUUCAUCAGAAGAAACUACUGUGCCAAAUGGAUCAAACUCAGAUACUCUGAAGACCGUAGUGCAGGAAGUUGCACCAGUGAAGUCUAAAUGUUUAACAAAGGCUCUGACACCUCCAGUAACUAUAAAAAACUUUUUCAAGCCAUCUGUUAAGUCCAAAGACCUAGUUGACCAAAAGGCUGCUAAUGAUGAAAUGGAGUCACAGAAAGGGACUUCAAGUAAAAGAAAGAAAUGUAAAGAAAUUAGUUAUGAAGCAUUUCUGAAAAGUUCAGAAUCUGGAGAAGGGAGUGGUACUAGUGAUCAGAAGAACAAGAUUGAUGAAAAACAAGUAGAUGAAAAAGACGUUGCUAACAAAGGUUCUGUUGCAUUAAUAGACUUGGACAGUAAUUCAAGUACAAGCUCCAAGUCUGAGUCAAAUGAUAAAGUUUCUUCAUAUUUCAACAAUAUUUCUUCAAAGAAAAGACGUUUGGAUGAUAAAGCAAGUUCUCAGCCUAACAAAAGACCAAAACAGGCCACACUGUUUUCAACAUUGAAGAAAAUGGCAACAAAAAAGGAAGAGGAAGAAAACAAAUUAGCGACUUGCCCAAUCUGUAACAAAGUUUUUGGAAAGGGUAUUUCAAAUAUGGAUUUGAAUUCACAUAUAGAUAACUGUAUUAUAGAGUAAUUUGGAUUUAAUAUUAGACAGAAGUGCAAUGCAGUAUUAGACUGGUCUAUAGCAGAGUCUAUAGGAAGAUAUUUCAACUGUGGAUCUGAGUUUGUGUAUAGAAAACUGUAUUAUAGAGUAAUUAGACUGUGAUACAGGUUGUGAUGUUAACUUUACUUCUGUAGAACUUAGAUGAUCAAAGAUAUUGCAAAAAAUGAGAACAGUAAUACAGAUA